AUGGCUUCGAGUAGUCACCACCGCGGCCACAACGACGAAGACAAUGCCUCGGCAGAUUAUUCGAUUCCUCUACAAGACCUGUCUGGGCCGUCAGAGCGCAGUGAAGGGAGAAUAGGCCGCGUGGGGAGCAGGUUUCUGUCCAGGCGAUCGCUGAGAAGAGGGGGUUCGCUGAGAAACUAUGAGCGGGUUUCGGAGGAUUCCCCUGUUGAACCUCCGCCAGUCGCGCGUCAUGCACGGCCACAUCAUGCGGCUCCGGGGGAUGAGGAUGUGUUCCAUGUCGAGGAUCCAGGCACAUUUGCGCAGGCAAUGUCGUCCGUGGGCCUCAGUUUCGAUCCGACGGCCAGCACCACGUCGCUGGCACGGCGCCGCGAAUCCAGCUCCAGCAUGACCAUCGUACCCCUCGACGACUACGGGCCGCAAGAAGCGGAACAUUACCUUUCCCCCUCGCAUACCUACGGCACCGACGACGAUACCGCUCGCUUGACCGACCAACGCUACCUCCAGCCUAUCAGUGGGGCUUCCAAUCCACCGAAAAUAGAGACAGAUCAUGGCAGCACCCACGGCGACCCUUUCCCUGGAGAUUCGCAUUCAGAAGCGCGGUUGGGUGAUGAUCUCCCACAUCUUGAGAGCGGCUUGGGUCGAAGGCGCCGCGGGAGCAGCAGUGCUGGGGAGAGCCGGGCCCGGUCCUUGUCACCUUCGGCGGCUUCUGGCUCCGCGCUGCAACGGGCCGGCUCGAUGAUGAAAUCCAUGUCCCAGCGUGUGGUCAACUUGAGUAACGAACCGGAGGUGGUGGAACAAGCUAUCAUGAGGGAGGAACAGCACAAAAGCGCACGACUCGAAGAACCACCCUCGCUUCCCUCCUUGAGUGGAUAUGCUCAUGAUGCGCCGUCCGUCGGCAUGCCUGACACCCAAAUCCCCAGAACCAGGGCCUCGUCGAGUAAAGCAUGGAGGUUGCGUAACAAUCCGCUGAGAGGGAAGUCGCUCGGCGUUUUAGGUCCGGACAAUCCUCUGCGAGUACGACUGUGCGAUAUAUUGGUGCAUCCUUUCACCGAGCCUUUCAUUCUGGUUGUAAUCAUCAUUCAAACGAUAUUAUUAACAAUCGAAUCGUCAGAGUCGGUGCAGGACCACCCGCGAUCUGUGCGCUGGGGAAAGGAUCGCUUGGAUUACGCCUAUCUUGUCAUCUUCAUCAUCUAUACCCUGGAACUCAUAGCAAAGAUACUGGUAUCAGGGUUCAUGCUCAAUCCGGCAGAGUAUAGUACCCUCAAUCGAUCCCUCGGGUUUCGAAAAGCGGUUUCCGAGAAGGCCAAGAACUUAAUUGCGCCGCAACGGCAAUUUACAUCGAAACAAGCAACAAGUGCCCCAGAGCCACAGCAAGCCUCGAUCAUACGAACUUUCACUGGCGGAUUUGAUCAAUUACAGGAAGAAGUGGUCGAUGACCCUCUUCAGAGGCGACGUGUACGACUAGCACACCGCGCUUUUCUUCGACAUUCGUUCAAUCGUCUCGACUUUGUGGCUGUUGUGUCGUUUUGGGUGUCAUUCUUACUUUCGCUGACCAGUGUCGAGAAUCGGCACCAACUCUACGUGUUUCGUAUGCUUAGCUGUCUUCGGAUACUACGUCUUCUUGCACUAACCAACGGCACUUCGGUUAUUCUUCGGAGUCUCAAGAAAGCAGCUCCCUUGCUUGUUCACGUCGCAUUUCUUAUAGGCUUCUUUUGGCUCCUCUUUGCUAUUGUGGGAAUUCAGAGCUUCAAGUCGAGUUUCCGAAGAAGCUGUCGCUGGCUCGGUCGGGACGGCCAGUCUGAUUUUGAUCUGAAUGACCCCUCCGGCACGCUUCAAUUCUGCGGCGGAUAUCUCAACGCAACGACUGGUGCAAAAGAAUCCUGGUUGAAGACUGGAUUGAACGGUGAAUUGGUUUCGAGUGGAUCCGAACCCAAGGGAUACCUGUGUCCGCAGGGCUCUAUAUGUGUCGAAAAUACAAAUCCAUACGAGGGGACAGUCAACUUUGACGACAUUGUGCAUUCACUGGAGCUAGUCUUUGUGAUUAUGAGUUCGAACACCUUCACUGAUCUUCUAUACUACACCACCAAUAGUGACUAUCUCGCGGCGGCCCUCUUCUUCGCUUGCGGGUUCGUUAUUCUGAGUCUGUGGCUGGUCAAUUUGUUGGUCGCCGUGAUCACACACUCCUUCCAGGUUAUUCGAGAAGAAAGCAAGCGAAGCGCUUUUGCUGUCCAUAAGCUCGAUACUGUCGACAAAGAGGACACAUCGACCCGCAAGAUCAGCAGUCUCAAACGCCUCUAUGAUAAGACUCAAUGGUUUUGGGUCUGCAUCAUCAUCUUCGAUCUCGUUGUGCAGGCUCUACGCAGCUCGACUAUGGAAGAUGACCGGGUAAAAUUGAUUAGCGAUGUCGAGAUUAUUGUCACGGUUGUCCUUCUUGUCGAGAUAAUCUUGCGUUUCGCAUCAGAUUGGCGCGUCUUUCACCGGAGCCGCCGCAACUGGGUUGAUUUGGGACUCGUGGUGAUUACCUGCGUUAUCCAGAUACCUGCAAUUAGGGGUUCUGGGCGGUCGUAUGAUGUCCUUACGCUGUUUCAGAUUCUUCGAGUAUACCGAGUGGUACUGGCGUUCUCUGUCACCAGGAACCUCAUCAUGGUGGUCUUCCGCAACGCGACGGGUUUGCUGAACCUCAUCAUGUUUGUGUUCCUAAUCACAUUCCUCGCAUCCAUAUUCGCAACGCAACUUUUUCGCGGUCAGACACCCGAUGAUGAGGAUGCUGAGAUCACCUUUGCCGAUAUCUACAACUCAUUCAUCGGCAUGUACCAGAUCCUAUCCAGCGAGAACUGGACCACGAUAUUGUACAAUUCGACCACAUUCACAUACAAGCUACACACGGCCUGGAUAUCGGCGAUUUUCUUUAUUAUCUGGUUUAUCGUGGCGAAUUUCAUCGUGCUCAACAUGUUCAUUGCUGUCAUUCAAGAGAGUUUCGACGUCUCCGAAGACGAGAAACGGUUGCAGCAGGUUCGGGCGUUUCUGGAACAAAAACAUGUCAAUGGAGCUUCUCAAGGGAAUUUGUCACUCUCAAAGAUCCUCAUGCUGGGCAGAGAUUCAAACAGAUACAGGGACCCUCUCGAUCACGGCCCAGCAGCGCUCGAGAUGCUGCUAAAAGACGCGGUCGUGCGAGAGUUCCUGGAUGAGCAAGAAGAGACCACGAAUAGUCGGCGAAGACAAAGUGUGCCGUUGGAAGCAGCAGCGGGAGCGACAGGGGAGACCGUUCGCCCCGGCAUGUUUUCACGAAUGUGGACGACCAUCACUACUUCCCUUCUACGCCGGGAGCCGAACCCCUUCUAUUCUAAGCUGAAAUUUUCCAGGGCCUACGAAGAAUUAGAUCCGAAAGAGAUGGCUCAGGCAGUUGUUUCCGCCGCGGAACAGAGGAAACGAGCACAGCGAGAAUACCUGAUGAGGCAUCCGAGCUACAACAAGUCUCUAUUCAUCUUUGCCCCCGACAACGCCAUUCGAAGACUUUGUCAGCGCAUCGUCGGACCGGGCCGCGGGCAUCAGCGGGUCGAAGGAGUGGAUCCAUAUAAGCCCGUCUGGUACACCUUUUCCGCUUUUGUGUAUGCAGCGAUUGUCGCCAUGGUUCUGAUCGCAUGUAUUACCACCCCCAUUUACCAGCGCCAUUAUCAAGCUCAGUGGGUUACAAAGGGUAUCCCCUGGUAUGUUUACACCGACAUGGGCUUUGCCAUCUUGUUCACGUUCGAAGCUUUGAUCAAGGUUAUCGCCGAUGGCUUCUUUUGGACGCCGAAUGCAUACUUCCGCAGCUCAUGGGGUUUCAUCGAUGGUAUCGUGCUGGUCACGCUCUGGAUCAAUGUCGGCAGCUCGUUGUUCUGGGAUUUGGGUAUUUCCAGAGCCAUUGGAGCCUUCAAAGCUCUGAGAGCAUUACGGUUGUUGAAUGUCAGUGACAGUGCAAAGGAUACCUUUCAUUCCGUUAUCAUCAUAGGAGGAUGGAAAGUCAUUGCCGCUGCCGCCGUCUCGAUGAGUUUUCUGAUCCCGUUUGCGAUCUACGGCGUCACCCUUUACAACGGGCAAAUGGUUACCUGCAAUGAUGGCAGUAUAGUAGGUAGCCUCAAUCAGUGCAUCAAUGAGUACAGUAGCUCCCCUUACAACUGGGAAGUACUGGCACCACGCGCCGCAUCGAACCCACUUUAUGAUUUCGACAACUUCGGAAAUGCUUUGUUCAUUCUGUUCCAGAUUGUCUCGCAAGAGGGGUGGACUGAUGUCCAAAUGAGCGCCAUGAGUAUCACUGGGAAGGACUGGCAGCCACAAUCAUUUGCCGCGCCGGCCAACGGUCUCUUCUUCAUUGUGUUCAAUUUGCUCGGUGCUGUUUUCGUCCUGACGCUGUUUGUGUCUGUGUUUAUGCGAAACUACACCGAACAGACGGGAGUUGCCUUUCUUACAGCUGAACAGCGAUCUUGGCUUGAGUUGAGGAAGUUGCUGAGACAGAUCUCGCCGUCAAAGCGCUCACUGGACCGAAAGAGCACUAAAUGGAAGCUGUGGUGUUAUCGUAUCGCGGUUAAGAAACAUGGGCGUUGGGCACGAUGCGUGACGACCAUCCUUCUGCUUCAUCUUCUGCUGCUUAUUUUGGAGUAUUAUCCGGAGCCUCAUCUGUGGGAGUUGACCAGGGAAUCAUUAUUUUUCGCCUUCACUUUCUUCUAUAUUGCCAAUACACUCAUACGGCUCUUUGGACUGGGCUGGCACCGGUUUAGUAGAAGCUCCUGGGAUUUGUAUUCGUUGAUCGCCGUUCCCGGCACGUUCAUCACGACGAUUCUCAACUUUCUGUUGAAGAACCAGGUCAUUAUGGAGCUGAACAAGCUUUUCCUCGUAUCCAUCACCCUCUUGUUGAUCCCCCGAAACAACCAGCUGGACCAGUUGUUCAAGACGGCUGCCGCGAGUCUGACGGCUAUUGGGAAUCUGCUGGCGACUUGGUUCGUCCUGUUCCUCGUCUUUGCAAUUGCCAUGAACCAAGCCUUUGGUUUGACCAAGUUUGGCGAGCAUGAGAACAACAACAUCAACUUCCGCGACAUUCCGAGGACACUCAUCCUUUUAUUCCGAAUGAGUUGCGGGGAGGGCUGGAACGCGAUCAUGGAGGAUUUUGCGACGAUGGUCCCUCCGUUUUGCACAUACGACCGCGACUUCUUCAAUGAUGAUUGCGGAAGCGCGGCAUGGGCUCGGCCGCUCUUUAUCUCGUGGAAUAUCAUCAGCAUGUACAUCUUCGUGUCUCUGUUCGUGUCCUUGAUCUUCGAGAGCUUCUCGUACGUGUAUCAGAGAAGCAGCGGGCUCUACGCCAUUAGCCGGGAGGAAAUCCGCCGCUUCAAGCAGGCAUGGGCGACGUACGAUCCGGACGGGACGGGAUAUAUUUCGAAGGAACAGUUCCCGCGGUUGCUUGGCGAAUUGUCGGGCGACUUCUCCAUGCGCAUCUAUGACGACCAGUUCUCGAUCGGGCGGAUCCUUGAGAAAUGCAGCGUGGACAAACGCGAUUCGCUCCUCGCGCAUCGGAGAGUCGUUGAGGGAUUGGAUCUCGAUAAGAUGGCCAAGAUCUUGCGGCAGAUCCCCGUGGCGACGGUCCGGAAGCGACGACAAGAGCUCAACCGAUUCUUCGAAGAAGUGCUGGUUUCGGCGGACCCCGUGCGCGGCAUCUCCUUCCAUUCCGUCCUCAUGAUCCUAGCGCACUAUAAGAUCAUCAGCGACAGCAAGAGCUUGCGGCUGGAGGAAUUCCUACGGCGGCGAGCGCGACUGCAGCGGGUGGAGGAAGCGGUGCGGCGCAACACGGUGAUCGGCUUCUUCGACACGCUCUACUGGUCGCGGGAGUUCCGCCGACGGGUGAAUGCCAAGAAGUCGGCGCGGAUGAGCGAAAUCCCGCAGUUCACGGUGCCGGAAAUCUUCGUGGACGAUGGGUACCAGGACGAGCCGGAGAGGGUGACGGAGGAGAGCGGAUCGAGGGUGGCGUCGCCCGAGCCAGUGAGCUUCAUUGACGGCGGCGGCCAGCCGAUGCUCUCGCCGACGUCGCCCAUCCGGAGCAGCGGCAGCCCGACCUCGUCGCGGCAGCUCCCGCGCCUUGAUACCAACCUCGCUGGACGGAUGUCGAACCUUAGCUCGCCGACGGAAUGGUCCAGUAUUAGUCCGUCGCUGUCGCCUAGUGGACGGGCGCGGUCGCAUACCAUUUCGUCGUAUGACGCUGGUCCGGAUCUGCCUGCAAGCCCGGGAGGGGCGGACCAGUCCCGGGAGGGCAGCGCGAUGAAUGUACAGGAGGUGAUGCAGUCGUUGGAUGAUUCCGCCUGGGGCGAGAGUAUCCGACGCAGUUUCACGCAGCGGCGGUCGACCAACAGUUGA
Aspergillus clavatus NRRL 1 is the source of this 6381-nucleotide messenger RNA. RefSeq names its product calcium channel protein CCH1 (gene cch1). The coding region runs from base 1 to 6381 and encodes 2126 amino acids. Lineage: Eukaryota; Fungi; Ascomycota; Eurotiomycetes; Eurotiales; Aspergillaceae. Gene Ontology annotation, cellular component: voltage-gated calcium channel complex; membrane. The record is from RefSeq and is a predicted model, not a curated record. The transcript has 5 exons. Gene Ontology annotation, molecular function: high voltage-gated calcium channel activity; calcium ion binding. Gene Ontology annotation, biological process: calcium ion import across plasma membrane.